GCGGCUGCUGCGGAGGUGGGUGAUGCAGGUUUCCAUCCCUGAGACAUGACCAUGCAGCUAAGCCCAGCCCUGGUGCUAGGGGUGGCCUUGUGUCUGGGGUGUGGCCAGCCCCUGCUGCAGGCCCCUGAACGCCCCUUCUCGGUGCUGUGGAACAUACCCUCAGCACACUGUAUUGCCCGCUUUGGUGUGCACCUUCCACUAGAGGCCCUGGGCAUCACAGCCAACCGUGGCCAGCGUUUCCAUGGCCAGAACGUCACCAUCUUCUACAAGAACCAGCUCGGCCUCUAUCCCUACCUUGGGCCCAGGGGCACAGCUCACAAUGGGGGCAUCCCCCAGGCUGUGCCCCUUGACCGCCACCUGGCACAGGCUGCCUACCAGAUCCACCACAGCCUGGGACCUGGCUUCAUUGGCCUGGCAGUGCUGGACUGGGAGGAAUGGAGUCCCCUUUGGGCUGGGAACUGGGGCCACCGCCAAGCCUAUCCUGCAGCCUCAUGGGCUUGGGCACAGCGGCUGUUCCCCUACCUAGACCCCCAGGAGCAGCUCCACAAGGCCCAAACUGGCUUUGAACAGGCAGUCCGUGCACUGAUGGAGGACACGCUGCAGCUGGGCCAGGCACUGCAGCCCUGUGGGCUCUGGGGCUUCUAUUACUUCCCAGCCUGUGGCAAUGGCUGGCAUGGUAUGCCUUCCAAUUACACGGGCCACUGCCACGCAGCCACCCUUGCCUGCAACACCCAACUGCAUUGGCUCUGGGCUGCCUCUAGCGCCCUCUUCCCCAGCAUCUACCUCCCACCCAGGCUGCGGCUGCCGCCUACUCACCACCAGGCAUUUGUCUGAUACCGCCUGGAGGAGGCCUUCCGUGUGGCCCUCGCUGGGCAUCCACAUCCCCUGCCUGUCCUGGCCUAUGCCCGCCUCACACACUGGAGCUCUGGGAGGUUCCUGUCCCAGGAUGACCUUGUGCAGACCAUUGGUGUGGGCGCAGCACUGGGGGCAGCCGGCGUGGUGCUCUGGGGGGAUCUGAGCUUCUCCAGCUCUGAGGAGGAGUGCUGGCGUCUCUAUGACUACCUGGUGGGCACUCUGGGCCCCUAUGUAAUCAAUGUGACCAGGGCAGCCAUGGCCUGCAGUCACCAGCGGUGCCAUGGCCAGGGGCGCUGUGCCUGGCGAGACCCAGAACAAAUGGAAGCCUUUCUGCACCUGCAGCCACACGGCAGCCCUGGAGCUUGGGAGUCCUUCAGCUGCCGCUGUUACCGGGGCGGGGCUGGCCCUACCUGCCAGGAGCCCAGGCCUGAAGAAGCAGCAUAAAGCACCGGACCUUC
Ceratotherium simum simum (southern white rhinoceros) is the source of this 1313-nucleotide messenger RNA. RefSeq names its product hyaluronidase 3 (gene HYAL3). Gene Ontology annotation, biological process: carbohydrate metabolic process; hyaluronan catabolic process. Gene Ontology annotation, molecular function: hyalurononglucosaminidase activity. Lineage: Eukaryota; Metazoa; Chordata; Mammalia; Perissodactyla; Rhinocerotidae. Gene Ontology annotation, cellular component: acrosomal vesicle. The record is from RefSeq and is a predicted model, not a curated record.